AUGAAGAUGCCGGUCAAGGCAUUGCUUCCUUUUGGGAGUUGGGGCUACGCCAGGGUGAAGUACUGGAACGACCGGACCACGGACUUCCAGCGCACGAAGGUCCAGAUUUUGGGACCAGAUGCCUCGAUGACCGAGGGGGUACUAUGUCCGGACAGAAGCUGGAAAGAAAUGCCUUUGGAAGAUGGACUUCCGCAGCUUGGUGAUGCCGAUGAAGAAAGGCAUCCGGUGCGAGAGUUUGGGGUUCCGCGGAGGCGGAUCGAGGGGAAGACUUCGAGCUUUGAGGGCGGAAUUCCAGGAGCUGGACUUGGGAGGAGGCCUACAGUGCUGGCAGCGAAUUCUACAUGGAGGAAGCUCGGACCAGGGAGGUCCUAUGGCCGCAGACGGUCACGGUGUCUGCUGAUGUUCGCGCGGGAGUUGGGCGAUUGGAAGGCGGCCAUCAAGGCCGAGUAUGACUCGCUGCUCAGCACGGGCACGGUGCGGAAGGCAGUGAAGAACGAGGUCAAGGAGCUCGAGGAGAAGUGCCAUGAUGAAGGCAGGAUCUUCAAGGUGGUGCCAGGGAAAGCUGUGUGCGCCAGAAAAAGUCCAGACGGACGGCGUGGGGUCAUCUGUGGGAACUAUAUGCAGGAGCGUCCUGCUGAAGAGGUCUAUGCCAGCGGCAUUGACGUGGGGGCAGUUCGAAGCCUCAUUCGGCACGCAGCCCUGGAGCGCUGGAGCCUGGUGACGGUGGAUGUGAAAACCGCCUUUCUUCACAUCCCUCAAGAAGAGCGUAAGGAUGUGACUAUCGUCAAUCCGCCCAGGCUGUUUCAAGAUGCUGGAGUCACUGCCGCGGGAGAGCAGUGGAUUGUCCAAGGGACCUUGUAUGGCACCAUCGCUGCACCAAAAGAGUGGGGGGCCUACCGCGACCGCAUGAUGGCGGAGAUGGUGUGGGGUGAGCAGGGCGAGUGGCGCCUGGUGAAGCUCCCUGAGGCCAAUGUUUGGGCCAUUGAGAAGAAGGUCAAGGUGACCGGGGUGGUCCAUGGCCACGUGGCGGUGUACGUCGAUGACGUGAUGGUCUCAGGCACCGAUGCCACGCUGGCAGCCUUCAUCGAAAAGUUUAGGUCCAUGUGGACGUGCUCCGAGGCCGAUUGGGUCGAGGAGGGAAAAGUUACCAAAUUCUGUGGCCUCGAUGUGGAGAAGGAUGGUGGGGGCCAAGAAAGCUACAUCCGGCUCAUGAUGGCUAAACACGAGAUCGAAGGGAUCUCCAAACUGCCAAAGGUCGAGGUGCCGACCGAAGAUGAGGAGGAGCCAGAGCUAGCUUGCAUCUGGCAUUUUGCGGUCAAGCGGCCAAAAGCCGUGGUCAAGAUCGGUGAGGAGGUACUGAAGUACUUGGCUGGUACGCCAACCUUGGGGCUGUACUACGGCGCUGUGGAGGAGAUUUCCGGUCAUGGAGAGCACCACCAGCUCCCGAUCAAGAGGGGCCGCAGGACCAUGGAGGCUCACUACGAUGCAGCAUUUGCUCCCGGCGGAGGGAAGAGCAUGACCGGCUUGAUCGUGAAGUACGCUGGGGCGCCAGUCUUUUGGGCCUCAAUGAGGCAUCUGGAUGGGGGCUACUUGGUGGCGGACGGGCUCACCGAGCAGUUGGCCGGAACCUUGCGUGAGCGGCUCAUCAAGGAGCUCUUGCUCAGGGAUGGCAGGGAGGCUGCAGUGAAGAAGAUGUGUCUGAAGCGGCUCAAUCCGGAUGUCCAUGAUCGGAUUGUGAAGGCUGCUGGCCUGAUUGUGGCCGCUGUGGCACUCCAAAGUGUCGCUGACACGGAGGAGGCCAAGGGUGAUGAUGAUGGCAGGAGUUUCUUGAUCCUGAUCGUGGUUUUGGUCCUCAUAGCGGGCUACAUCAUUGGCGAUGCCAUCAAGCGGUAUGGGCUUGCGGCUCUCCGGAGGAUGUUGGGCACCGAGGACAUUGUGAAGGUGAAACUGCUCCGCGAGGAGGCUUUGGUGCCAGCACGAGCACGCGACCAGGAGAUGGUGGAAGUUGAGGUCGAGGAAGAGCAGGAGACUGAGGUGUGUUUAGCCCUUUUGUUGGCUGCCUUGGUGCGCAGCUGGUGCUUUGCAGAACUGCCGAACCCAGAUCAGAGGACACCCCUCGAGGAUUUGAAGGUUGGUGAAGAAGUAGACGGUCGCGUGAUCAAGAAAUUCUUUCCCAAUGGUUGGUUCGUAAACAUCGGUGCCACGAAAGAUGCAUUUUUGGAGUUCGAAGAAGCCUUUGAUGGCUUUCCGCCCCAGAAGUUUAGCACAUGGCGAAAGGGGGCAUCAUUGUCAGCCCGUAUUCUUGAAAUUCAUGAUGGCAAGAUCUACAUCACUGUGCGAAGUGGAUCACUGGAACGUCCUCCCCGAUUUCGGCGUCCACCAUCUGCCCAGGACGUUGAGGCCUUAAGAAAUGCUGGUCAGAAAGACUGGAUUGACGGCACUGUUUGUGGCAUGGCGGAGGGUGGGCUUUGGGUGUGCCUUUACCCGGAGGGCGUCGAACCCUUCCGGUCGCUGCUGCGGUUGGAGCAUUGUACGGAUGAAUGCGUGAAGACAGCGUAUCGUGGACUGGCGGUACGUGUGCGCAUUACGGGCAUUGACAGCGAGAAGAACAGGGUCAAUAUUUCUAUGUUGGAUCCUGCUGUGGAAUAACUACAUGCGGAUCCUUAA
Molecule: messenger RNA, 2667 nt
Organism: Durusdinium trenchii
Lineage: Eukaryota; Dinophyceae; Suessiales; Symbiodiniaceae
Source: the annotation of a GenBank genome assembly